Messenger RNA from Cyphellophora europaea CBS 101466, 4881 nucleotides. RefSeq lists its product as uncharacterized. Gene Ontology annotation, biological process: mRNA export from nucleus. Gene Ontology annotation, cellular component: cytoplasm; transcription export complex 2; nucleus. The record is from RefSeq and is a predicted model, not a curated record. The transcript is spliced from 7 exons. Bases 1 to 4881 code for a protein of 1626 amino acids. Lineage: Eukaryota; Fungi; Ascomycota; Eurotiomycetes; Chaetothyriales; Cyphellophoraceae.
AUGUCUGCCCCCAAUCCCCGCGGUCGCGGUGGAAGCAGCAUGAGAGGCCUUCGAGGUGCAGCCAGCUCAUCUCAAAAUCGCGGUAGCUCUAGAGGAAGGGGCGCGUCCGCCGCGCGCGGGUUGCUUCGCGGUGGAAGAGGAGCAGCGCCGACACCAUCGAAUGCCCAGGGACUGCUUCAGCAGAUGCGCAAUGGGACUAUCCCUCGAGGCACAAGCACGGGCGCUGCUCCCGGAGCGCGAGGUCGAGGAACCACACGAGCGACCACCACUUCAACCCCUCGAGGCGGAAGCAGAGGUCACAGCUCCAGGUCAUUCAGCAAUCUGCACAACAAUGAUUCGCCCUCAAACUCGCGACCCUCCUCACCCUUCGUGUCCACCGAUACCUCUUCCACCGGCGAUGUCCAGCAUCGAUACAAUGUGCUCAAAAACCUUAGAGAGGAAGAACGGAGAGAAGCCAUCCGGGCUGGCUUCCUGGCCGAUCCGGACAAGAAGACGACGCUCGAUAAAGCGAUCACCCCAGUCGGCACGUGUACCGAGAUGUGCCCGCCCUACGAGCGAGUCGAGCGCAUUGUGCAGAUGAUGGUAGAUCGAUGUGAAAGAGUUCCCGAUCCCAAUGGCGGCCGACCAGCGGCUUCGGAAGAGAUCAUGGUCAAGCGCUUUCGACGAUCCGCGGCCGGAGACGAUGAACAAGUCCCCUCGGAUAUUCGCACACCCAAAACAUUACGCAUGACGUUGGAUUAUCUGGUGGAUAAGCUCAUUGGUGGCCCUGAGAGACUUGCUGUCGUCCACAAGUUUGUUUGGGAUCGGACAAGAGCAAUACGCAAUGACUUCUCUAUCCAGCAAGUCUCAAAAGAUGGGGAUGUUCAAAUCGCGGUUGAAUGCUUCGAGAGGAUUGCGCGCUUCCAUAUUAUGGCUCUGCACCAGCUGUCAAACCCGGAGAACCUGCUCGAGGGUGAAAACUUCGACGUGUAUCAGGAGCGCGAGCAGUUGAACAACACCCUGCUCUCCCUACUAUACUACUACGAUGACCACCGCGAUCAGAUCAACUUCCCCAACGAAGCCGAGUUCCGCGCCUAUCACAUCAUUCUUGCAUUCCAAUCGCAGCAUCCCGACAUCGAGGAUCGUGUCCAGUCGUGGCCCUUACAUUUACUGGCCGAUGGCAGAGUUCAGAGCGCUUUAAGGCUCUAUCAGGCUGCCGGUAACACCUUAUUCGACCAAGGACCGCUCAAGCCAAUAACACCGUUCACGCCCGCUCAGAAUGAUUCUGGUCACUUCUGGACCAUCAUGGCCUCAGGCGCGGUGCCAUAUCUGCUCGCUUGCGUUACGGAAUUGUAUUUCAAUCAGGCACGGUUUGGUGCCCUGGAAGCCUUGUGGCGAUCAUCCAAGUCUGCGCCAAGUGCUCAGCAAGCCAAGUUUCGAGACUGGACUCUACAGGUGAUCACAGAGUACCUAGGCUUCGACACCGAGGAGCAGACCGUGGAUUUCUGCGCGUCCUUUGGCCUGAACUUUUCGACAGAUCCGCAAGGAGUUACAUAUUUGGAUGUUGCCGGACACAAAGAGACCUCCCUCGACCAAUCAUCCAUCCCCAAAGGAAUUGUUUUCUCGCAUACGUACGUCGAAGACAAGCGAUGCUCCCGCACCUUGAUGGCUGUCAUCAACAAUGUAAGGCCAGCGGACGCUCUUCGUCAAGGAAUGGUUGAAGAAUCCGAUGGAGUGUCUCAACAGCAAGAAGUUGAAGAUGAUGGACAAAGCCUGUUCAUUCCCGAGACCGGUGCUGGGAAGCAGUCGCUAGGACCGAAUACGUUCAACCCAGAGGCGGCGGCUUUCGAACCCUCGAAGCCCUUCGACCCAGGUGCUGCCACAGCUACUUCCACGAUUUUCGGUCAGAGCUCCAACGUGCCAGCCAGCUCACCGUUUGGGACCAAGUCAGCGGCGCCGACGUCAAGUUCGUCCAGCUUCACCAAGAAGUUUGGAGAGAAUCUUCAACAGUCUUGGUCAAGCAUGACCUCGGCGCCUUCUCAAUCGACGGCAGGAUCUAGUCAGAAGUUUGGAGAUGCAGAUCAGCCAUGGGGUCAAUUUGCAACCAAUGAAGCCAAGCCGCCUCUGCCCAACUUCAUGACUAUGUUUGGAACGUCUAGGCCGAGCACUGAGGAGAACAACAUCUUUGGACCCAACCCAACGGCGCAAGUGAAGUCGGCUCCAACGCCUAGCCAAGGCCAAAAUCUUGGCGAGAACGUGCCAACGACGACUUUGACUUCGGUCGCUUUCGACUCUCAGAAGUUCGGGAAUUCCGCCCUGAAAUCGUGGCAGCCUGUAUCGACGAGUGGACCCCGGUUCUCACAACCUGCAGUUACUGCAGCGCAGCAAGCGACAGCACCGCUCAGCGGUUUCAAUUUUGCCAAGCCAGCUGCAUCGCCAGACACUGUACCCUCAUCUACGCCUCAAAUACCUAACGCACCAGCAGCCUCAAUUGCAGACCAGCAAGGACCUCUGUCUUUCUCUUUCACCCCUCAGCCAAACACGCUUCCGGAGAGCAAGUCAGCUUCUCCGUCCUCCUCACACGCUCAAUCGAGUGCACAAAAGCCAAGUUUUAGUUUCUUCUCACAACCCACGACCAAAACUGCGCCGCCUGCGCCGCCUGCGCAGCUGAACCAGCUUCCGGAACCAGUCCUUCACCAACCUCAGCCUUUUCCAACACCUUCAUCCGCUGAUGUAUCAAAGCCAGCUGCUCCUCUUUUCAAUUUGACGCCUAAGGCAGCGGAACCUGCUCAAGCAACCUCUCCACCAGCUCAAAAGCCUCUCAGCAAUAUUAAGCCUGUAUCAGUCUCGUCGGUAUCCGAAAGCACGCCCAGCUCACCAAAAGCUACUUCUGAGCCCUCUGCCGGUAUUUCCCCAGAUUCAGACCACAAUCAGCGCUCUUCAGGCCAGAGCAAGAGUACUACUCCUCCACAUUCGCCGGUGCAGCCGCAGCACGCACGUCAGUCACCGCAGAUUGGAUCGCAAUUAAUCGAACACGUCGCGCGACUCUCACUAGCCCAACCCAACGGACUCAUUCAAGAGUAUCUCGAGUUCGCUUUGCCGCCCUUACUCGAGCGACUUGUGAAAGAACAUCGCGCCGAAGUCCGUCAAUUAACUCUUAGCCGGCUCAAAACCAGCUACUUAUUCCGCAAGUACGGUGCCUUCUGGAGGUCCAUCACUUGGCGAAACAACCUUAACAAGCGGGCGAGCAAGCGACGACAGAUGUUCUCCCAGUCUUUGAGAAUGGAAGCUGAAAAGAAGAAGCGACACGACGCAGAGCUGCAAGAGAUACUCGCCGCCAUGGAAGAAACCGAGCGAAUCAAAGCCGAGGCUCGAGAGCGACAGAAGGCCGAGAUCAAGCAAUUCAUCGACAAGAAGCCAGAGCGUAGCCAAAUCGCGGGCAGUAAGAGGAAGGGUCUCGGCGAAUCUCUUGCGGAUUCAUCACCAAACCUAUCAGCGAAUAAGAAUAGCUCAUCUCACCACAAGAGAUCGCGCACCAUUGGGAGCAUGUUGCCCCCGCCACCACCGGCACCACAACUGGCGACUUCUGCUCCCUCACCAAGUCACUUCCAUCAAUCGAUUUUCUCCAGCAGCAAACAUCUCAAUCGAUCGAGCAGCACUAGCAACCUACGCAAGUCUGAAAUUCGAAAAACACAGGACGAGACAAAAACCGACUAUUUCAAACUCGUUGCCCAAGGCAUCGAUCCCGACACACCUUUGGUGCCUCGGACUGCACGACAAGUCGAGGCAAAGCAGCGUAGAGACAGGGAAGAGCGAGAGGCUGCAAUCGCUCGAGCGUAUAAUCGCCGGAGAGUUGGACCUAUUGCGGCAUCUACAUCAAACUCUCGAGUUUCUUCCCCUGCUACCGGCUCACCAGCUGCGCCUCCGCCUGCGCCUUCCCCCGCGCCCUCAAACACGAGCUCAGUGUACGACCUCGAGACGGAUGGACUGUUGAAGCAGCUCCGAGAGGCCCGUGAGGCAAUGGCUGAUGACACCAAGUGGUUCAAAGAGCAGGCCGAGCGAAUGGGCAAAGAGGUGGAUGAAGAAAAGGUCCAGUCAAGCGCGAAUAGUGGUCGCAGCUUAUUGGUACCACAGAACGGCAAUGCCUCUGCUUCGCCAGCGCCUGGUAUGUCCAUGUCAAGGGUCGAGCAGUACAUUCAGCGCAAUGGUCCACGUCUGCUGUCUUACAAACCCAUUAGUGGAUCUGACUACAUUCCUGUGCCCAUGUCGAAGCGAAGCGCACAGCGUUACAGCAUAGAGGAAGAGGUCGAGGAAAUCGGGACGAAUGGCACAGCGAAGAAGCGCCGGAAGAGAGGUUCUGUGGAUCGAUCAUAUCGCCCUGGUCCGGAGGAGAUGGACGAGGAAGAAGACGAUAUGAACAUGUCUCCUCAAAAGCGAUCAAAGAAGCACAUCGUUUCUAUGGCUCGUACGAAAGCAUCGCAGCAGCCCGUCCAGCAUCUGCAGUCCUCGAACAAGUUUUCCCAGCUUCAAGAAUUCGUAUAUGGCAACGAGGACGAAGGUGAAGAGCAGCGGGACCGGGAUCUUUCUGCUGACGAGGAGGAUGAGACGGAGGGCUACGGGCACUACUUCCAACAAAAUGGAACAGCCACAGAUCAGUUCGAUGAUGAUCUCGUUGGAGGCGAGGAGGAAGAUUACAGCGACCAGUAUGGCGACGAGUACGAUGAGGACGACGAAGAGCUCGAGGAUGAGGAAGAUGGAUAUGACUAUGUUGGACAGCACCAACCUUCAAAAGUCUACUACGAAGAUGCGCCCACGCCCAACACCCAGGCCACCAGCCGAGCAACGAGCUCUGGACCAGGCGCCACGGUCGAGGAUGCAAUUCCUCUGAGCGACAGCGAUUGA